AUGCAAAUGAAUUUGGCAAAGCUGAGUGUUUCUUCAGCUAUCAAAUGCACUUUGAAUCAUAAACCCACACUUAAAACAACCAUAAAUCUAUCAAUCUUGGAUACGAAAUUACUCCAAUGCCAAACUCUCAGGCAAUUUAACCAAAUUCUCUCCCAGAUGAUCUUCACUGGUUACAUCAAAGACGCAUAUGCUGCAAGUAGAAUGCUCAAGUUCUCAACUGACUCGUCAUUCAUUCACAUUGUUUACUCUCAGAAAAUCUUCAAUCGCAUCGAGAACUCAAACGGGUUCAUUUGCAACACCAUGAUGAGAGCUUAUGUACAGAGAAACUAUCCUCAAGAAGCUGUCUUUCUUUACAAAUUGAUGCUGGAGAACAACGUGUGUCCCGAUAAUUAUACUUACCCAAUUCUAGUUCGAGCUUGCACUCUACGAUUCUUGGAGUUUGAGGGUAAAGAGAUUCAUGAUCAUGUCUUGCAGACGGGUUUUGACUCGGAUGUUUAUGUUCAGAACACUAUGAUUAAUAUGUAUGCAGUUUGUGGGAAUAUAUGUGGUGCAAGGAAGGUGUUUGAUGAAAGUCUUGUAUUGGACUUGGUUUCAUGGAAUUCGAUGUUGGCGGGGUAUGUUCAAAUGGGAAAUGUAGAGGAGGCAAACUUAAUAUUUGGUCUGAUGCCCAAAAAGAACUUAAUUGCGUCGAAUUCUAUGAUUGUGUUGCUGGGUCGGUCAGGUCGUGUUAGUGAGGCUUGCCUGUUGUUCAAUGAAAUGCAAGGAAAAGAUUUGGUUUCAUGGACUGCAUUGAUUUCUUGUUAUGAGCAGAAUGACAUGCAUGAAGAGGCUUUGAAUACAUUCGUACAAAUGAAUGCUAAUGGAAUUAUGGUAGAUGAUGUUAUAGUCAUUAGUGUUCUUUCAGCAUGUGCACACUUAUCGGCAGUGAAGACCGGAGAAUUAAUCCAUGGAUUAGUUUUAAGAAUUGGAAUUGAAUCUUACAUUAACCUUCAAAAUGCUUUGAUUCACAUGUACUUAAUGUGUGGGCGUAUAAGGGCUGCAGAACAGCUGUUCAGUGCAAGUCACCACUUGGACCUGAUAUCUUGGAACUCUAUGAUCUCUGGUUACUUGAAAUGUGGCUCAGUCGAAAAAGCCAGGGAACUGUUUGAUUCCAUGCUUGAAAAGGAUAUUGUAUCAUGGAGUGCAAUGAUAUCCGGUUAUGUGCAACUUGACCGGUUCUCAGAGACCUUAGCGUUGUUCCAGAAGAUGCAGCUUGGAGAUAUUAGGCCUGACGAGACCACCUUGGUGAGCGUGAUCUCUGCUUGCACGCACUUAGCUGCCCUUGACCAAGGCAAAUGGAUACAUGCAUACAUAAGGAAGAAUGGACUUUCCAUUAAUGUUAUUCUUGGUACAACCCUUAUAGACAUGUACAUGAAAUGUGGUUGUGUUGAAAAUGCUGUGGAGGUCUUUGAUGAAAUGGAGAAAAAGGGAGUAUCUUCUUGGAAUGCUCUGAUUCUUGGGUUUGCCAUGAAUGGGCAAGUGGAAAGGUCACUUGAGAUGUUUUCAGACAUGAAGAAACAUGGGGUAGAGCCUAAUGAGAUAACCUUUGUGGCGGUUCUAGGGGCCUGUCGACAUAUGGGCCUAGUAGACGAGGGUCGCUGCUACUUUGAUUCUAUGAUUCACUCACACAAUAUUGAACCCAAUUUUAAACAUUAUGGAUGCAUGGUUGAUCUCCUUGGACGUGCAGGCUUACUUAAACAAGCAGAGCAAUUAAUUAACAGUAUGCCUAUGGCACCUGAUGUUGCUACUUGGGGUGCAUUGCUAGGGGCUUGUAAAAAACACGGUGAUAAUGAAAUGGGGGAGAGGGUAGGAAGGAAGCUUAUUGAGCUUCAGCCCAACCAUGAUGGCUUUCACAUACUACUAUCCAAUAUAUAUGCUUCAAAAGGUAACUGGGAUGAUGUUCUUGAGAUCAGAAGGAUGAUGGUGGAUCAGGGAGUGGUCAAAACCCCAGGCUGCAGCCUGAUUGAAGCCGGUGGUGUUGUUCAUGAAUUUCUAGCAGGAGAUGAGACACAUCCUCAAAUAAAUGAGAUUGAGGUGAUGUUGGGUGAAAUAGCUAAGAGAUUGAAGAAUUUAGGUUAUGUACCACAUAGAGAGGAGGUUUCCCUUGACAUUGACGAAGAGGAGAAAGCGACUACUCUUUUUAGACACAGUGAGAAGCUUGCGGUUGCUUUUGGGCUCAUUGCGAUUUGUCCAUCAACACCCAUAAGAAUAAUGAAGAACUUACGAAUAUGUAAUGAUUGUCAUACCGUGGUAAAGCUUAUUUCCCAAGCUUUUAAUCGUGAAAUUGUUGUGAGGGAUCGGCAUCGCUUUCACCACUUUAAGCAGGGUUCUUGUUCAUGCUUGGAAUAUUGGUAACAGAUAAUGACAUAGAAGGAAAUUGGUUUGACAAUACUCCUCUUAUCAGCAUCACUUGCUAUUAUGCAUACAGACA
Messenger RNA from Ilex paraguariensis (yerba mate), 2470 nucleotides. NCBI's taxonomy places the organism in Eukaryota, Viridiplantae, Streptophyta, Magnoliopsida, Aquifoliales, Aquifoliaceae. The record is from the annotation of a GenBank genome assembly.